AUGCUCGCAGACAAGGAAGUGAACAUGGCCGCCUUCGAGGGCGCCGCUCCCUUCGACUCCUUCAACGUGGAGAUCGACUGGGACGCGUACACCAGCCCGGCCAGCUUUGUCCCCAUGAACGACUCCAUGGCCGGCUCUGUCGGCACCGUGUCGCCCAAAGACAUCUUCCACGACCCGCUUGCCUCGGCGCCUCCCUCGGCUGCCUUCACCAACUUGACGUCGCCGUCCAUCAACGAGUCUCCGUACAUCGGUGACAGCUACGAUACGUCGCCAAUCUUCCAGGACGGCGGCGACAUGUCCUCUCAAAACUGGUUCUCGCUCUUCCCGGAAGACGAGAAGGCUGCUGCUACUGCAACCCCACUCCAGCGCUCCGUCAGCAACCAGUCCUUCACCCAGUCCAGCUCGAACAACAGCUCGCCCAAGCCCGUGGUGGUUGACCCGUCCAGCCGACGCAAGUCAAACACCAACUCCCCUGCCCUUCUCACCCAGAACGCGGGUGUCAGCAAGCCUCGUCGCCGCAAGGGUCCGUUGCCUCCUAUCACGGUGACGAACCCGGAGGACAAGGUGGCGAUGAAGCGUGCUCGCAACACGCUUGCGGCGCGUGAGUCUCGGCAGAGGAAGUUUGAGCACGUGCAGGAACUGGAGAAGCGUAUUGCUGAAUUGGUCGACGAGCAGAAGAAGGCCUCGGAUGAGGCGGAGAAGUGGAAGAACAUUGCUCUCAGCCUCGGUUAUCCCCAGUCGUGA
Messenger RNA from Diplodia corticola, 744 nucleotides. RefSeq names its product cross-pathway control protein 1. NCBI's taxonomy places the organism in Eukaryota, Fungi, Ascomycota, Dothideomycetes, Botryosphaeriales, Botryosphaeriaceae. The record is from RefSeq and is a predicted model, not a curated record. The coding region runs from base 1 to 744 and encodes 247 amino acids. Gene Ontology annotation, biological process: regulation of DNA-templated transcription. Gene Ontology annotation, molecular function: DNA-binding transcription factor activity. The transcript has 2 exons.